Messenger RNA from Vicia faba (fava bean), 1494 nucleotides. The record is from the annotation of a GenBank genome assembly. Lineage: Eukaryota; Viridiplantae; Streptophyta; Magnoliopsida; Fabales; Fabaceae.
AUGGAAUCCCAACCUCCGCCCACCGGCACCACCGCUAGAAAUCCUGCCGAACCCGUACAUUCUCAGCCACAACAACCACCAUCCUCUCUCCCUGCAUCUUCCUCAUCAGCCCCUCCUAUCUCAGCACCAUCCCAUCCUCCCCCAAUCCCUAACCCUAACCCUAACCCUAACCCCAAACCCCCCACUCCAGUCCUCCCCCAAUCUCGUCCUCCCCCUUCAUUCAGCAGAAACCCGCCGCCGCCACAGUCCCAUUACUCGCACUUCUCCUCGAUCCCACCUGCCACUCCUCAAACAGCCUCAUCUUCAAUUUCCUCCGCUUCCGCGCCAAGAGGCGGAAUGGCAAUCGGUGUGCCCGCGCACCACCAGAACCCCUCCCCUCCGUUUUCUUCUUCCUUUGGGCAACAUUUCGGCGGACUGGGUCGAUCGGAUUCUACCUCAAAUUCUAAUACCGCUCAGGUGAGAACGCCAAUCCAAGGAAUGGGGGUGCUAGGAUCUUUAGGUUCUCAAUUUCGGCCAAUGCCUUCGCAACUGAGACCGGUUCAGUCAUCUCUUAGACCGCAACCCCCUGCUCAAAAUAAUCAACCUGCUGGCUCACAAAGCUUCCAAGGUCAUGGGAUUAUGAGACAGUCAUCUGUGGGAUCACCUGCAGCGCCAUCUCCAAGUGCAUCACAAAGUAUGCAGUCAAUUAACCAGCCAUGGUUGUCAUCUGGGCCGCCAGGGAAGCCUCCUUUGCCAUCUCAGGCUUAUAGGCAGCAAUUGAACCCACAAUCCUUGCAGCAAAGGACACAUAUUUCUCAGCCGCAGCAGCAGCAGUCCAUGCCAACAACUUCUCAGCAGCCGCAACCUUUGCCUCCUAAUCAAGCCCAAGAGCAUUUUGGGCAACAAGGUCCGCCUUCUAGAGCUCUACAUGUGCCUCACCAGCCACAGGUUACGAGGCUACAGGGACCAGGAAAUCAGAAACCUUCGUCACUUGUGGCUGCACAAACUAAUGCAGUUCAACCAGGGAGUCAAAGCAGAUUACCUAAUGCUUUACCAAAUGCUGACCCAGAAGAGUUGGGUAAGAGUGUUCUCGGAAAAAGAAGCAUCCAUGAGCUAGUCAAUCAGGUUGAUCCGUUGGAGAAGUUAGAUCCUGAAGUUGCAGACAUUCUUGGCGAUAUUGCAGAAAACUUUCUGGAGUCUAUAAUUAGGUCUGGUUGCUCACUAGCGAAGCAUCGGAAGUCAACAACUUUGGAAGCCAAGGACGUACUUUUACAUCUUGAGAAAAAUUGGAAUAUUACACUUCCUGGAUUUGGCGGUGAUGAGAUUAAAAACUACAGAAAACCACUUUCAACUGAUAUUCACAAGGAGCGCAUAGCGGCUAUAAAGAAAUCAAUGAUAGCAACUGAGGCUGCACAUCCUAGAGGCUCUGCUGGUCAGGCUUCUGGUAGUGCAAAGGGUAGUCUGACAAAAACACCUUUCAAUGUCAUUGGUUCUCCGAACCUUAAAAAUUCAUAA